GUGAAGCCUCCUAUCCCAGGUGCUAAGCCAGCCCCGGCCCGGGCCAUGAUGAAGUUGUAGGCUUGUAUAACGUAAACGGCGACAAUCGAUGGUUUUAUAAACCACAGAGGUCAGAGGACUUGAUUAGUGAUUCGUUUCGGUUGAAGUAUCUUUAGUAGGCGUACUGCGUUUUGAAGCUUUCAAAUCUCCCUCUCCUGCAGCCAUCAUGCUCUCUGGAGACAUUCCUCCGAACCAAACCAUUUACAUCAAGAACCUCAAUGAGAAAGUCAAGAAAGAAGAAUUGAAGAGGUCUCUUUAUGCUUUAUUCUCACAGUAUGGAAGGAUUUUGGAUGUUGUUGCCUUGAAAACUUCCAAGCUUCGAGGCCAAGCAUGGGUUGCAUUUAGUGAAGUUACAGCUGCUAGUAAUGCAGUGCGUCAAAUGCAAAACUUUCCAUUCUAUGAUAAACCUAUGCGGAUACAAUAUGCAAAAACAAAAUCUGAUUGUGUAGCAAAAGCAGAUGGAACCUACAUUCCAAGAGAGAAAAAAAAGAAGCAAGAAGAGAAAGCCGAAAGAAAACGGAAAGCUGAGGCUCCAAAUUCUGCAGCAGCAGCUGCUAAUGGUAGAGCUGACCAUAGUAAUGGGGGGCCUGCUGCUCCCUUCCAGCAAGGAAAACCUGGUGCACAGGAGGCAGCUGCAGCUCCUAAUAAUAUACUCUUCAUUCAGAAUUUACCACAUGAGACCACUAGUAUGAUGCUGCAAAUGCUCUUCCAACAGUAUCCAGGAUUCAGGGAAGUCCGGAUGAUAGAAGCGAAGCCAGGCAUUGCCUUUGUGGAGUUUGGAGAUGAAGUGCAGUCAUCAAUUGCCAUGCAAGCCCUUCAAGGGUUCAAGAUUACUCCCCAAAACCCCAUGGUCAUCACUUAUGCAAAAAAAUAAGACCAAUCUUUUCAUGGUAUGUGUUUUCUACUUCAUCUUUUGUAAUUUCACUAAGACGUGAGAGCUAAGGGAGCAUUACAUUACCAUAAUCAUAUGUAUUUUUUUAAGAUAGUUAAACUGUUUAAAAUGCUUUUCCUUGCACCAAUCAAAAAAAAGUUUUUGCUAGCAUUCAGAUCCAAAUAGAGAGACGGGUCAUUUUUUAA
Nelumbo nucifera (sacred lotus) is the source of this 1116-nucleotide messenger RNA. RefSeq names its product U2 small nuclear ribonucleoprotein B (gene U2B''). Gene Ontology annotation, molecular function: RNA binding. The record is from RefSeq and is a predicted model, not a curated record. Lineage: Eukaryota; Viridiplantae; Streptophyta; Magnoliopsida; Proteales; Nelumbonaceae.